Molecule: messenger RNA, 3666 nt
Organism: Penicillium chermesinum
Lineage: Eukaryota; Fungi; Ascomycota; Eurotiomycetes; Eurotiales; Aspergillaceae
Product: DUF3433 domain-containing protein
Exons: 2
Coding region: 1-3666 (1221 amino acids)
Source: RefSeq, a predicted model, not a curated record
AUGGAGAAUGGCAGUGUGGAGCGAUCGAGCUCGUGGAGACGGGCGAUCGACUCCCUGCGGAAUGUGGCAUCUCAACGGUCGCAGUGCUGGCGCCCGAAGACAUUGCAGCCGCAGGUCCUCGGGGCCAUUGCUUGCCUUAUGCUAGCGAUGCUAGGCGUCUUGGAAGGCCUGCGACAGUACAGCGAGUGGCACGGAGGGCUUGUGUUCUUUUCUAGUGUCGAGGAAAUCACCCCACUGCAGAAAUUCGCCUAUACUUACGUACCGACUAUCGUCGCGGUGCUUCUGAUUCAGGUAUGGAGCGUGGUGGAUUUCGACGUGCUACGCCUGGAGCCGUAUUAUCAACUGUCUCGACCCGAGGGAGCGCCCGCGAAUAUUCUCUUUCUGAACUAUAAUUUUGGCCAGAAGACCUUGGCGCCAUUCCGCGCUGCAAAACAUGGCCAUUGGACUGUGUUCUGGAUUUCCCUGGUGACCUUUGCGAUACGUAUGGGCCUACUGCCACUGCAAACUAUGGUUUUUGGCCUUCACUACGUGCCGAACUUGGAAUACGAGGAGUUGGAGACUUGGCCUACCUUGAUUGAUCUGGAGUCUCAGAGAGAAUACAUCUUGACCCAGGGCAAUGGGAUGGCUGCUUUCACGUCUGAUAGCAGGCUCCCCCUUUCGAUGUCGCCUGAUUUCGGCGUUCCGUGGGUGCCAAUUCCUUUCAGGCGCGAAGGCGACACCACUCCUUGGAAAAUGAAUCACACUGUCUAUUGGUCCGAGCAUGUAUGCCGGAACAUACCGCUGGAUGAGAAUAUCUCCCCAUCGAUGGAGAUACGUGACCUCCCGGGAGGUGCUCGAGCUGUUCGCUGGGCCAGAUCGGGCAUCGACUUGAAUGGCGAGGUGGGAGAUGGGAAACUCCAUAUUCCUAACUGUACACUUGGAUUGCAGUACGAAACUGUGAUCACCCGGGACACCGAGUACUUCCAAACACGUGCAUGGGAGACCUCUUACGUUGACGGGCAGAUCUUUAAGGCCAGCUCGGGCUGUAAACAGCCCGACUUAUAUGCCCUACUCCUGAAUGUGAACAUGUCUGAUCUCUCAGUCUCGUCUGGCGGGCAUUCUCCGUCUGCAUCUGUCUUUGCAUGUGAUGUAUCAUACCACAUGGGAGAGGCAAAUAUACAGAUAUACCCUCGAAACAAUUCCCUCGUCAUUGAUCAUAUCUAUCAAGAGAGGUCACAUGUCAUGACCGAGCUGGAAUUCAACAUCAAAGCCUUCCAGGAUCUUCUCACAAGCUUAUCAACUUAUUUGAGCGACACGCUACAUCUUCACAAAGGUGGCAGCCGUAGCCGCACAAAACCCCUUUCCAGAAAUGGGACCGUGCCCCAGAUUUCACCUCCUCUUCUUCAAAACGCCAUGGAUCUGAUCUCAGAGGAAGAAUUUGAAUAUAAAAUUACGCGCGCGAUUAACAGUACGUUCCUCCUGAGUAUUGAACAGCUAUUCGACAAUUGGCUGGACCCGACUUAUGUCACUGCCAGCCGACCAUCUGAAAGAAUAGCUCUGACUGUCGUCCCUUUCGCUGCUAUGUGGUCAGAACUCUUUCUCGGCGCCGCAGCUGUGGCAGCAUUGCUCUUGAUCGUUUUGUAUCAAAGACGAGAGUCAUUCCUGCGAUGCGAUCCCGAUUCGGUUGGUGCGAUGUGCAGUAUCACAGCGGACAUAAUCCACCCCGACAACAUCCUCGCAGACCGGAGUCUUGGAUUUGACCGUUUCUCUACACGACAGCUGCACCAUACUUUCAAAGAGGCGCAAUGCCACUGGCGCAUUGACGAAUCCGGCAGUAGGCUCAAUAUUGUGCCAAAUGAAGGUAUUACCCGUUCUCUCGUCAAUUUACGGACGACAACUAAUCAAGUACCAGGUUCUAAUUUUGAGGCCGCAAAGGAUGUCGCCGUCCGUCAAGAUCCUCGGCCUCAUUUCCUCGUCCUACACCUCGUUUUUGUAGAGAUUUUGGCAAUUUGUUCUAUCUUGGUUCUUCUUGGACUCGGCGUCAAAGCUGCUCACAAACAUGGCCGAUAUAUCCACGGACUCGGAUCACACCAUAGUUCGUUGCACACCAUUCUUCACCUGGUUCCGGCUGUGAUAGCCUCCAGCAUGAAUUCCCUUUUUACAUCCAUGCUUCGGCAUAUGAGCCUCAUGGAGCCUUGGCUCUUUCUCACAAGAGGGGCCUCGGCGGUUGCGCUUUCGUUAAAUUACGCCCCUCAAAGUCCGUUUUCAACUCUAUACAAAGCUGUUCGGGAUCGGCGCCUCAUUCUAGGUGCGGUGUCACUGGCUGCUUGCGUGACACUAGUCUUGAUGGUCCUGGCAGCCGGUGUCUUCCACCAAUCAACCAUCACAACAACCGUCCCUACGCUGGAUCUAUCCGAGUCAUUCAGCCAGAGGAUCCUGCAGAAAGCAGAUAUUGCCGACGAAUACUUCCAUUACGAUCUAGUUCGGACAAGCAUAUCUGGCGGAAUCCUAACUCUACCAUGGACCACUCAAAGUCAUGCACUUAUCCCUCUUCAUAUCCAGCGUAAAUCCAAACCAGACGCCGUUUACCAAGCCGCGACUCUAGGCGUCGAAACACAUCUCCAGUGUCAUCAUAUUCCAACAAACACGAGCUUAUUCUGGAACGAGACAGAAGGUCAGCUUCAUUGGCGCUAUCAGAAUCCGAGCAAUCCAACGUCACACUGCAUCGUACCAUUGCCAUGGGGGCUGGACGGACGAGACGACGUCACGGAAGAGGCUAUUUAUUUCUUGCCGCCCUUUGAUGAUGGCAACUCCACAAUGUGCGAAUCGUCGAUUUUUGUGAUGUCAGAGCAGGCAGACCCCGACGAUGACUACGAGAUACUUCCUUUGGCAGCUGAUUAUAUUGGUAUCCAUUGCGAGCCCGACUUCACGAUACAAAAGUUCAAUACGACUUUCAACCACAAGGGCGAUAUCCAACAAUCAUUACCGAUCAAGAACACUGUCAUCCGCGAGGGAUCGCUGCAUGAGAACGUAUCGACCAGCAUUUCACAUUUCACCAAAUUCGUUACCGGGGCCUAUUUUGGCCCAGCCAGCGAAGUUCCCUUCGCAGAAUGGGAAGAAGUCCGCUACGAUGGAUUCGACGAAUGGGCCGGAUACAUCGCUGAUGACCUCUACCUGGAGCUAUACCCCAACUGGGACCCUCUGACGCCUACUCGCCUGUCUAAGCUUGUAGAGUCUCUCUACCAACUAAACUACAAUACCUACUUCUCCGCCUCUCGCGACAUCUACCUUCAGUCUCACCAAAAUCCAUUCCCACCGGUGAAACAUGCUUUCGAAAUGAAAGAUGUCUGGAGCAUCAUCUUCUCCCUCCCGGUCCUCUUCAUCGCGCUGGUUCUCAUAUCCUUCGAUAUCUCCGUCAUCCUCCUUGUCUUUUUCGCACGGCAAAAUCGAUUCAAAGGGCCCCGGCUCCCGAGAUCUAUUGGCGCUACGAUUCCUUGGAUCAUACACAGUCGCAUACUGCAAGAUUUUCGCAACACCCAUUCGUUCUCAAGCUCUAAGCGUAAAGCUUACCUGGCGUCGCUGAACAAGCGGUACGCCUUCGGUCGCUUUAGAGGAGCUGAUGGACGGGAACGAGUUGCUUUAGAAGAAGACAUAGUCUCGAAAGAUCAAAGCGUUGCGCUGAAAUGA